GGCCCGGCGACCACUUCUCGCCGCCUUCACUUUCUCCCGGCGGGGCUCGCCGCCGCUGCGCCUGGAGCUUGUUGGUGCAGAACUACUGAGUAAAGCAGGCCUUGCUUGAGCUGUCAUCAAGUUCGCAAUCAGAUUGGAAAAGUUGAAGCUUCCUGCCUGCAGUGAGGUGGAGAGAUAAGUUUUGCUCACAGAGGAGAAGACAUGGCCUUCAAAGUGACUUUUCACUUUUCCUAUAAAUUCCGGUUACUGUUGCUUUUUACCUUAGGCAUGAUGGUGGUUGGGUGGGCCACUAGUAACUACAUUGUGGGUGCUAUUCAAGAGAUUCCUAAAGCAAAGGAUUUCAUGGCUAACUUCAACAAGGCCAUAAUUUGGGGGACGGAAGGAACUGUGACAGAGGAAGCACCCAAGACAAAAGCAAACCUGGAGAGCUGCCCUUCUCCGUCUCCAUACCUCAAAGGUCAGAACAAGCUCAUUUUCAAGCCAGAUCUCACACUGGAAGAUGUGCAGGCAGAAAAUACCAAAGUGCACAGAGGCCGCUAUCACCCUGAGGACUGUAAGGCUGCACAGCGGGUUGCCAUCCUCAUUCCACACCGGAACAGAGAGAAGCACCUGCUGUAUCUGCUGGAACAUCUCCAUCCCUUCCUGCAGAGGCAGCAGCUGGACUAUGGCAUCUACAUUAUCAACCAAGCUGGAAGUAAAAAGUUUAAUCGAGCCAAGCUCUUAAAUGUGGGCUAUCUAGAAGCUCUUAAGGAUGAAAAUUGGGACUGCUUCAUAUUCCACGAUGUGGACCUGGUGCCCGAGAACGACUUUAACCUUUACACGUGUGAGGAUCAGCCCAAGCAUCUGGUAGUUGGCAGGAACAGCACUGGCUACAGGUUACGUUACAGUGGAUAUUUUGGGGGUGUUACUGCCCUAAGCAGAGAGCAAUUUUUCAAGGUGAAUGGAUUCUCUAACAACUACUGGGGAUGGGGAGGCGAAGACGAUGACCUCAGACUCAGGGUUGAACUUCAGAGAAUGAAAAUAACCCGGCCAUUGCCUGAAGUGGGUAAAUACACAAUGAUCUUCCACACUAGAGACAGAGGCAACGAGGUGAAUAAAGAUAGGAUGAAGCUCUUACAUCAGGUGUCAAAAGUGUGGAGAACAGAUGGGUUGUCAAGUUGUAUUUAUAAGCUACUCUCUGUAGAUUACAAUCCUCUCUAUAUUAACCUCACAGUGGAUUUCUGGUCGGACCCAUGACCCUGAAUCUGGUGACGUUCAGAAGAACUGAAUAUUUGAUUGCAAUAAUUUUGACCCAGAGACUUCCUUUGAUCGUUCACAUUAAGAACUUGUUGGAGCUAAUUAUUCAGCUGAAUUUUUCCUUUUUGUAUUUUCGUAGCAGAGUUCUUGGUGAUAUGGAAUGUAAACACAAUUGUAACAAGACUGCUUUCUCAGUUGUUUUGAUCAUGGGGAUUAAAUAUUGUGAUGUAAAUACUUGAAGGACUAAGUGUAAAAGGACUACUCAAAGGAUAUGUGAAGGCUGCUUGAGAAAAAAGCCAAGGGAAAUAAAGUAGCUGAAUGCUCCCAGAGAACCAGAAUUAUUCUACUCCCAGGUAGAAAGGUACGAACACACAUUUCUGUGAUUUAUUCUGCAUGAUCACCUGUGAAGAGAUGAAAAGAAGGUCACAGAAGAGGGGAGAAAGGUGAAGAAUCAAGAUGCAGUGACCUUGGAGAUAAAGAGGAGACAGAGGCCCGGGUCAGACGAAGAGGCCGCUGCAGUUACGCUGGCGGCUGCUGCUCCUGCUGUGACUGGGGUGUCCCCUGCCCAGAGGUGCCUUCCAGGACCAGCCCAGCAGAGAAUCUACUAGUUUUUUAAGCAUUUUUGUAAAACGAUUUUGUAUAUGUAGGGUAUGGUGUCGCUGUUUACAAAUCACAAAACAAUAAUAGUAAAAGAUGAAAAAG
Talpa occidentalis (Iberian mole) is the source of this 1938-nucleotide messenger RNA. RefSeq names its product beta-1,4-galactosyltransferase 4 (gene B4GALT4). The record is from RefSeq and is a predicted model, not a curated record. Gene Ontology annotation, biological process: carbohydrate metabolic process. Gene Ontology annotation, molecular function: glycosyltransferase activity. Bases 202 to 1236 code for a protein of 344 amino acids. The transcript is spliced from 7 exons. Lineage: Eukaryota; Metazoa; Chordata; Mammalia; Eulipotyphla; Talpidae.